UUUUUUUUUUCGUGUGUACCUUGCGAGUAAUGAUGACUGUUUCUGAUAAUUUAGAACCGCAGCAAGAACAACAACAACAACAACAAGAUGCUACGAAAAAAGACAUGACUAAAAAAAAGGCAAUCAAGCCUACUAACAAGUACAAAAGAGAGACUAAUCAACGCUUUCCUAAUUAUCAUCAUUCAAUGAGAUACUAUCAUGAAUCUUAUCCAACGUCAUAUAUCUAUUAUCCUCCUCUUAAUCAUUAUUACAGAACACCUUUUGAAAGCAAUACAAACACACGUGAUGAUGAAGACUUGGAGAUUAUAAUGCAUGAUGAAAGUAGUAGCAGUUUAAAUAAUACAAGCUCCGUGGAAACAUCCCUCAGAAGCUCCGAUCAAAAUAAAACAGUCGAUUUGAAAAGACAAUUGGAAUAUUAUUUUUCUAGGCAAAAUCUUGUCAAUGAUACUUGGUUGGUGUCUCAAAUGGAUUCAGAACUAUAUGUGCCUAUUUCACUCAUAGCCAAUUUCAAACGUGUGCGUGAAUGGACAACGGAUAUCGAAUUAAUUGUGAAAACAUUACGAGAAUCUUCAGAAGUCACAGUGGACGAGACAGGCACUAGAGUCAAACCCAACAUUUCAGUGCAACGAAAGACAGUGAUAUUAAGAGACAUGCCUGACUGCACAGAAGAGGAGAUAAAUCAACUGCUAAAAGACUUGAAUUCUCCACCUGUUCAGUCGAUAAAGAAAGAUAUUGGUAAUAUGUGGUACUUUACAUUUGAAAGUGAGGAUGAUGCUUUGACAUUACUUUCAAGUGUAAGAGGAAAGUCAUUUAAGGAUCAAGCAAUUGCUGCUCGAAUGAAAUCUGAGCCUACAUUACGAGUUCAAGCACGAACACAAGACACUGUAAAGCCAUCCAGUUUAAUACCCGAGGUAUAUCCUCCUUACAGUGGAUACUAUUAUCCUUCCUUUAUGAGUCCUUAUUCAAACAGCCCAAGACAUAAUCAUUCAUAUCGGCCUUCGGUCAAGAAGCCAUUUUACAACAAUAUACGCCAACAAAACAAUUAUUAUCAUCAACAAAAUAGACCCAAUGCACAAAAAGAAGAUAUCCAUGUACGCAAUGGCAAACAACAAGAUAAUCUAUUACCUUCUGAUUCUUCAAAGCAACAACGCCCAGCCUAUCGAAACAACAAUAAUGUACAAAAAUCUUAUCACAACAAUAACAAACAACACAAUCAUAAUUUCAGACAAUCACAGGCUAACAAUGCCAAGCUUAAUACGAAAGAUAAGCCCAUAAUAACAGCAAAAGAACAAGAAAAAAGCGAAUCACUCAAGAACGAAAUUCCUUUGAAAAAGAAACCGUAUACCAAGAAUCAAAAAUACAACAAAAAAAACAAGAAAGAAGAACAAGCCAAAGAACUCAAACCAGUACAUUUCCCUCCCUUGUCCAAUCAAUCGUUUGAAGUUGAUCUAAAAAUGGCUUUGCCAACUACUGAUGAUGAAGACAUAUUAAAAGCUAAAGACAGAACUAUAGUAAGCUAUGCUGACAUGUUAAAAAAAUAAGAUAAUGAACAAUAAAAUAUGUGUUUUUUUUCAACUAAGAA
Molecule: messenger RNA, 1582 nt
Organism: Gilbertella persicaria
Lineage: Eukaryota; Fungi; Mucoromycota; Mucoromycetes; Mucorales; Choanephoraceae
Exons: 7
Coding region: 30-1541 (503 amino acids)
Biological process (GO): positive regulation of translation
Cellular component (GO): cytosol; cytoplasmic stress granule
Molecular function (GO): mRNA 3'-UTR binding
Source: RefSeq, a predicted model, not a curated record